Diabrotica balteata is the source of this 951-nucleotide messenger RNA. The record is from the annotation of a GenBank genome assembly. Lineage: Eukaryota; Metazoa; Arthropoda; Insecta; Coleoptera; Chrysomelidae.
AUGAGUACAGAAGACCAAUUUCAAAAUGUACCACAAAGUGAACAGCACACGUCACAAGACUUAUCAACAGAGAUGUGCAUUUCAGUAUUACAAGAAAUGGUAGACCUACUAUUAAUUUUAAAAUCGAUAGGACACUGGCCAGAUAUUGACAGCGAUAUUCUCGAGUAUGAUACACUCGAACAAAGAUUUAAAAAAGAAAUUUAUCAACAUGGAAAUGCUUCAGGAAGUUUGUGUCCUCAAAAUUUUAGUUUCAUUACAUUAUUUUGUACUAAUCUAUUAGAAGAAUUAAAGUGUGAGCGGAUCUAUUUAAAAUUUUCAAAUUUAAUUACUACAAUACAAAAAAUGCAACUAGAUGAAGAAUUGUUAUUGAGUGAAACUUGUAAAAAAGAAGUUUAUGUGAAAAAGUUGCAAAAUUUUUAUAUACAAAGUGAAAUUAAAAUCAAUUAUUUAAAAUCUUGGGAAAAUUCUAAAUUAGAAAUGCAAGAUAUUAUAUUUUCCAAAUUAAUCGAAGAGAAAACUGAAGUAAUUAAAACAAUGGAGGCCAAGAUAAACCAAGACAUUAGAGUACAUAAAGAGAUUGAAAACGCCAUGAGUCAGAUUAUUCAGGGAUUUGAAGAGAGGGUUGAAGAAUGGAAAAACAAGUAUUAUGAAAAAUCAAAAGAAAUGAAUGAAAAAUUGGAUGUCCUGCAAACGAAACAAAAUAAGCAAUUAGAAAUUAUAGCGAACUACAAGGAAUUGUACGCAAAGAGACAACAGGAAAUAGACGAUUACAAAAAACACAAAAUUGAACAAGAGAGAUUAAGAUUGGAAAAAGAAGAGAAGAACAAGAAAGCUACAACAAUUCAAGCUUGGUGGAGAGGUGUUAUGGUUAGGAAAGGUUUUGGAAAGUUCAGAAAGAAGAAAGAGAAAAAAGGCAAAAAGAAGAGCACAGAUAAGAAAGAAAAGAAAUGA